Aspergillus niger is the source of this 1317-nucleotide messenger RNA. RefSeq lists its product as uncharacterized. Lineage: Eukaryota; Fungi; Ascomycota; Eurotiomycetes; Eurotiales; Aspergillaceae. The coding region runs from base 1 to 1317 and encodes 438 amino acids. The transcript is spliced from 4 exons. The record is from RefSeq and is a predicted model, not a curated record.
AUGGUCAAAGUCACAUGGCAAAGUCCGCAUGGUCUGCGGUGUUCCCUGAAAGCCCCGGUCUCAUUCUCCGGUAGAGGUCUAGCAACAACGUCCCAAGCACCUCGCCGUGAAGAAGCUGUCAAGAAGAGCUGGGAUCGCCUGCUGCACAGGCUCCGCGAGGAGGUACGGACUAUCGAACGAAUGGGAUCGGACGUUGUUCCUACCAUCGAUUUCAAGGACAUCAAAACAGCUUCCAAGGACUUUCGAAGAGAACUUAGGAAACGUGGUGUUGCCGUUGUUCGAGGAGUAAUUCCCGAAGCUGAAGCUAGACGCUAUAAGGAGGAAAUUGAGGAAUAUGUGCGCGCGAACCCGCAGACUAGAGGCGAGUCAAUCAAUGCCAUCCAGGUGUUUGAGCUUUACUGGUCACAGUCCCAGAUGAAGGCUCGCAUGCACCCCAACAUGCUCGAAACCCAGCGGUUCCUCAUGAGUUUCUGGCAUUCGAAGAACUCUGACGCUCUGGUGUCUCCAUCACAUCCUCUUACAUACGCCGAUCGCCUGCGUAUUCGCCAGCCUGGCGAUGCUGGAUUUGCAUUGGGUCCUCAUGUGGAUGGUGGUAGUGUUGAGCGUUGGGAAGAUAAUGGCUAUGAUUUGGGAAACGUUUAUAAGGCGAUCUGGGAGGGUAGAUGGGAAGAUUAUGACCCUUGGGAGGCAAGUUGCCGUAUUCCAGCUGUCUCUGACCUUUACAACGGUGCUGGAGCGUGUUCCAUGUUCCGCAUGUUUCAGGGCUGGCUGAGCAUGUCGCACACUGGCCCCAAAGAGGGGACCCUGUUGGUGAACCCCCUACUUUCUAUGGCCACCUCUUACUUCCUUCUGCGGCCCAAGCUGGAGGGCGCUACCCCAGGUUAUUCCCAGGAACUGACCGAUGUUUUGCACCCACACUUGCGACUCGAUCAAACCAUGGUCCACAUCCCCCAAAUUGCCCCGGGUGACUAUGUUGCCUGGCACAGUGAUGGUAUUCAUGCCGUCGACAAAGUGCAUCAGGGACAAGGCGACUCUAGCGUCAUGUAUAUUCCGGCUUGUCCUGUAACGGAGGAAAAUGCAGCCUACGUUCAGCGCCAACGCAAGGAGUUCAUCGCCGGUACCCCUCCUCCUGAUUUCCCUGGCGGUGAGGGCGAAAGCAACUUUGUUGGGCGCACGACCGAGGACAGCCUUCGCCACUCUCAGACUGUGAAUGCGUUGCGUUCCCUUGGGCUAGCUGCAUUUGAUACACAGGAGAUUGGCAUCAAGCUUGGUCAAAAGUUGGUUCUGGAGCGAGCCAACCAAGUCCUUGGGUUCUGA